AAACAUUAUUGAUUUUUCGUUUGACAAGUCGCUGGAAAACAUUCUUGGAUUCUUUAUUUUUCUCGUCUAAAUGGAUUAAAAUAAACUCGUUAGUGAAGUGUUUUUGUGUAAAAUCUACUGUUUAUUGUGUAAAUUUUGUUUGAUAACAAACUAUAAGCAUGAGUGAGUUGAGACAUCGGCGCGGCGAAGGUGAUGGAAACGACAAACUGGAAAACGCUGGCGAAUCUGAUCAUGUUGAUUCGGAGGAAGAGAAGAACAUAGAGGAGAAAUAUGUGGAUGAAUUGGCGAAGUCUUUGCCUCAGGGAACGGAUAAGACUCCGGAAAUCCUUGACUCUGCGCUUUCGGGUCUAUCAUCAAGAUGGAGGAAUUGGGUCAUCCGAGGCAUCUUCACGUGGUUGAUGAUUGCAGCUUUCUGCUUGCUGAUCUAUGGUGGCCCACUGGCUCUCAUGAUAACGGUACUCUGCGUCCAAGUGAAAUGCUUCGAAGAGAUCAUCAACAUUGGGUACGCGGUGUACCGGGUCCAUGGUCUGCCAUGGUUCCGCUCGCUCUCCUGGUACUUUCUACUGACCUCCAACUACUUCUUCUAUGGAGAGAACCUCAUUGAUUACUUUGGAGUAGUCAUCAAUAGGACGGACUACCUCAAAUUCCUGGUGACAUACCACCGAUUCAUCUCCUUCAGUUUAUACUGCGUGGGCUUCGUGUGGUUCGUCUUGUCUCUGGUCAAGAAGUACUAUAUGCGCCAGUUCAGUCUCUUUGCGUGGACUCAUGUCGCUCUACUGAUCGUGGUCACCCAGAGCUAUCUCAUCAUUCAGAAUAUAUUUGAAGGCCUCAUAUGGUUCAUAGUGCCAGUAUCCAUGAUCAUCUGCAAUGACGUCAUGGCGUACGUGUUCGGCUUCUUCUUCGGCAAGACUCCCCUCAUCAAGCUGAGCCCUAAGAAGACCUGGGAAGGAUUCAUCGGAGGAGGAGUUUCUACCGUCGUGUUUGGACUUGUGAUGUCAUACAUGAUGUCCCAGUACCCGUACCUGGUUUGCCCAAUCGAAUACUCGGAGUCUCUGGGCCGCAUGACCAUGGACUGUGAGCCCUCAUUGCUGUUCCGUCUCCAUGAGUACACGCCUCCUCAGUUCGUGCAGCCGGUUAUGAAAGUUUUCGGUCUGGAGAAGCUGAACAUCUACCCGUUCAUGAUCCACUCGCUGUGUCUGAGCACCUUCAGCUCCGUCAUCGGACCCUUCGGAGGAUUCUUCGCUUCAGGAUUUAAACGAGCUUUUAAGAUAAAGGACUUCGGUGAUGUUAUCCCCGGUCACGGCGGCAUCAUGGAUCGCUUCGACUGUCAGUUCCUGAUGGCCACCUUCGUCAACGUGUACAUCACCAGCUUCAUACGCACUGCUACGCCGCAGAAAUUGUUGCAACAGGUAUACAACCUGAAACCUGAACAGCAGCUGCAACUGUUCUACGCUCUGAAAGAAUCGCUGGAACACCGAAAUAUACUGAACUUGGUACCUUAGACGCGAUGCUUUAGUUCUAUUCAGGUAAUGUUGGUCACAGCAAGCAGACAACUUUACACUUGACGGCCAAACGCUAAGGUUUCAAUCAAUAAAAUACGGGUAUGAUUUUUCUGGCGGCUAGUGUAAUAACUCCAUUUUGAAUUCGUCAAAGAUGUAGUUAAUUUUGCUGAGUGUAAAAUUAUUGUCAAUUGCAAUGUCAAUUUGGGUUGUUAUUUUUACAAAUGCCUGUUUUUUGUGUUGCAUCGAUGAUGGAGACUUUAGAUGAUUUUUUCGCUGUAUUUGUGGAAUUAAAUAUUGAGUAUUUCGUGUUAAAUAUGAUACGUAAAUGGGUUUCUAUUUAAACACAGCGUGGCCCCGUAAAGUGUAAGUUGUCUAAGGAAGAACAUAUCCCGAGUACCUUGCAAGGAAUUACAUUUUGUUCUAGUCUAAUAUUGGGUUUAUCAUUUACUUUGAUAUAUAUGAAAAAUUAUACUCAAAAAUCCUAUCGAUAUCACUCAGGUAUCGGUACUAAUUCACUCUAUUAAUAUCGAUAAACUCAAUGACAGCAUUCCGUGUAUCGAUAUUUUGCUAAACGAUAUUUAUCGAUAGUUUUCUAAUACAAUAUUGUUUAAGUCAAUUUACUCCACCUUAUAAUAAUGUGAUAUGUUUUUUCUAAAAACUGUACAAUUAACUCACAGUACAUACAUGACUACCAAAGAAUGAAAAAUAUCGAAAUAAAUGAUGAACUCAAUUCAAUAUAAAGAUAUAUGAAUAGUUAUAAUUUAUUAAUCUCCCGCAUACUACAUAGCGAAAUCCUUCAAGGAGAUUUAAUAAUAUUAUUGAUUAUAUUGAAUUUACUUAUAGAUUUAUCAUAGGCUACAAUAGUAGUAAAAUUUUAAUUAUAAUAAAAUAUUUCUUACUCUAUACACAACGUGAAAAAUGAGUGUAUAGAGAUAUUAAAUGGUAAAUUGAACGAAAAUUCGUAGUUUUUGUUUGUCAUUUAAUACAUAUACAUGUUAGGUGAAUUUGUACGAUCAAGCUAGAAAGAGAUUGUUUUUUACCAACAAUGUGUAUUUCGUGUAUAGACAUCCAAAUAUAUAAACGGAACGUAAAAAUGGGAUGAGUAUAUAGAACGAUCUCAAUCAAGCUUGUUCGUAUAAAAAGCAGAAUAGAAAUAAAUUAAAUGUGGUUCUUGUGCUAAUAAUAAGGGCAUAGUUAACUUCGUAUUAAUGAAAAAUGAAAAAAAUGUUGAAAAAAAUGUCCUAUUUAUUGAAACCACUCGAAUUGAUUUAUAAACUACUGUCUGAGUAACGGCAGACUUACUUUUAAGUAUUUAUAAUUAAAAUUCUUCCUCGAAUUUUUAUGUGUAGUUUAAAUGAAUGCCUCAUACAAUUUGUAUUGAAUCUAUUAAUUUCUUUAUAGUUUAUUUUUAGUUGUCUCUCUUUUUGAAUGUAUUGAAAUAGUCGGAUUGCUCUAGGUUGGCCUAAAAGGCCUUUAUUGCGCUUAUAUAACAUUACAGCUCAUUUUAUAUAUACGAAUAUAAUAUGUUUACCACUGAACCGAGUUUUAAGAGUAUGAUGAAAAUAAAAAGUUGACAUCUCGAAAGUACAUAAUUCCUUAGUUCAGUAGUUCACAUAAUUAUAGUUAUUUUUUGGAUUAGACAGGGAAUAAUGCAUUUGUAUUUAUGCUUUAGACUGAAUAACGAACGACUGUUACAUGUGCUAAAGACUUUUUGAGAGUUUACUUUUGGUACGUAAACAUCAAAAUAAUUAUUGUUACUUAGGCCACUCCUUUACAACAUUACUAUAAAUUGAUAAUUGGUUAAAAUACCUCAUGUUGGUUUUAAUUGAUUUUUAGUAAUAGGUUAUAAGGCCUUCCUAUUGAUUUUUGCAAAAUAUGUCUUUUGGCAAAAUUAUCUAAGUUAAAUUUCUUAAAUAGCAAGAAAUUUUAAGUAAGUGGUGGUACAUAUUUAAUCAGCGAAGAUAGAUUGAAGGUAAUGGAAAGUGAAUUGACAGGAAAGAAUGAUGUGACAGCUUGCAAUGUCAUUUAAAAUGCAAUUUUAAACUCUGCAUUGUCGCUUAAAAGGUGCACGCUUUUCAAGAAACAUUGGUUCUCUAAAAUAGCAAUAUAAUAAAUAUACAUUAUUAUUAAUUAACAUAAUGUUAUAGGAAUAAAAAUUAUCAGCGUUGCGAUGGCAAAUGUUAAGUUUGGCGAUGUUUUUUAUUGUGAUUUUACGUUACGUUGGUAUUCUCAUGUUGAUUUUUCGCUUUGCGUGUUAAUUUGCUCGUUCGCUAGCUUUUAGUGUUGUUUAUUAGCAUUUGUUAGGUUAGCUUUUAGUUUUUUUUUUCUUUUUGACAUCAGAGAAGUAGUUGCGUUCUGAGGAAUUGUAAUGAGAUAACUCUGCAUGAUGACUUAACUCUGCAGAGUCACUUAUUCCCUAAAUUAUGUAGUCGGUAACAUAGAAGUAACUUUACUUGGAUUUUUAACGAUGUUAAUUGUUACUACGAGUUUUAUCUUAAUUUAUUAGGUAUUACUAUACCUUAUAAUUAUGUCUCAUAAAGUUUAAUAAUUUGUCUGUUGUUUGUCUGCAAACGGUGACGGUAUUUUAUAUUUAGCAAUAAAACCAAUAUAUUGAUUGCGAAAUUUUGUAUAUCUAAGCUAUCGGUGAAAAAACGUACUAAUUAUUAUCUGCCCCAAGUACAUACUUUUAUUAAAUUAUAUUGGGAUGAAGUAAUAUUAUUGUAUAUCGCUAUUAAAAUACAGUUUAUACAUACAUGUGACGAGUACCUACCAAAACGUUUGUGUAAGUAAGGACCAAUGGAAUUAUAAUAAUUAUGUCGUUACAACAAGCUACUACGUUUAUUUGCCAUAGGACAAACUGCAUUGUUUGAUUUACUAUAGUCUACGUAUGUAGUUGUAGAAUUAUUUGCCGUUAUUAUAAUAACCCGAGUAUUUAAAUAUAAUUCGUGUGUGUGUGAGUGAUAAUAAAAUUUCAGCAAGAUAAUGUACUUUUAAUGAUCUCUAAAGCAUUCCAACAGCUAAGUGAUGCUGCAGAGUUUUAAUUACUCUGCAGUGUCACUUAUAUCGAAGUAAAGUUUUAAGUGGUAAUGCAGAGUUAAGCAUACCGUCUACGUAAGACCGCCUUAUGUAUACGAUGGAACAAAUAUAUACACGUUCAAACUAUUAAUCAAUUGUCGAAAUGGGAGCGAAAGGCGAGGUAAGUAGUCCUUUUUAACUCUGCAAUAUUGAAAAUACUCAUCGAAAAAUUGAUUUGUUAUCACUCACACACCACAAAAAGUUGGUGUCGUAAUAGUAUUAAAAGUAUUGAUGUUAAUCGUUAAGAUAGCUGUGUAUAUGCGUCGUGCUAAAUGUCUAGCGUAUGUGAUAAUUAUAAUUAUAUAGAGCUGAUUGUCUUGUGAAUUGUUCAUAGUAAUCCUACACAUUGUUUUUCAACUUUUUAAAUAUGUAUAUGAAGAAGGUUUAGCUCAAAAGCAAAUGUUUUGCUUGAGGAUCUAAAAUAUCGGAGACAGGAGACAUAAUUGGGGUACAUAACCAGCAAUAAAUAUGUAUUUGGUACUCAUUAAAAUUAUUAUGAACAAUUUACAAUAUUAUCUUAAGCUUUGCCACACCUACCAAAUGAUGUCUUACUAGCACUUCUCCGUUAGAAAUGUCCGUUUUGUCACAAAAAAAUUAUGAUCUUGAAACGAUUUUGUAAAUUGAUAUUUGAUGUUUUGUAAACGGCCCAUACUUUUAGUAUUUUUUGAGACAUUACACACAUACCAUCGUUUCUUGUCGACGGUAACUUAUAGCCAAUGGUGUCAGACUCGGAUCUAAAGAGAUGAGUUGCUAAGUAUGACCACCAGAUGUCGCAACAGCUUGUAUCAUCUUAUUAAGGAUUAUAAAAAUUAAGAGUAAGGGCUGUUUUGAAAACGAGAAUAUGCGUACCUACAUAAAUAUGAUAGCUACUCUGUUGUAGACCUAGAUGUGUUUUAUGAUACAAAUUAUUUAUUGGAUAUGUGAAGGUAAAAUAAAUGAAGUCCUAAAGGUGUCA
Molecule: messenger RNA, 5532 nt
Organism: Helicoverpa zea (corn earworm)
Lineage: Eukaryota; Metazoa; Arthropoda; Insecta; Lepidoptera; Noctuidae
Gene: Cds
Product: phosphatidate cytidylyltransferase, photoreceptor-specific
Exons: 10
Coding region: 159-1502 (447 amino acids)
Cellular component (GO): endoplasmic reticulum membrane
Molecular function (GO): phosphatidate cytidylyltransferase activity
Source: RefSeq, a predicted model, not a curated record